This is a messenger RNA of Trypanosoma rangeli, 2814 nucleotides long. RefSeq lists its product as uncharacterized. Lineage: Eukaryota; Euglenozoa; Kinetoplastea; Trypanosomatida; Trypanosomatidae. The transcript has a single exon. The record is from RefSeq and is a predicted model, not a curated record. Gene Ontology annotation, molecular function: protein binding. Bases 1 to 2814 code for a protein of 937 amino acids.
AUGCUGUGGAUGGAAGAUACAUCACGUUUGGUGAGGCGUUGGGAGGAAUGUCUUGCAUCGGCCCGCUGCGACUCUGUGAAUCUCGCCACUGAGAAAGAAACAAAGGAACGGGGACAGCAAAGACAAACACAAGCAGUAGUUGCGGAAGCGGCACCUAUUGGGAUGGCGGCCCUGAAUUUAUUGUCACAAAUAGAUGGGAAGGGGAUCGAAGCUGCUACUGGUGACGGAGCGGCCCAUGAGGGGACGGAGGCCGUCCGGCUUUGCCAGAGGUUGAGCGAGAUCCUUGUGGAGGCGGUUCUUGUCAUUGUGGAGUCCUGCGCUUACUGGACGGGAAUGACGGCGACGGUGGAAGCGGUGUGUUGUGAGCUCAGGGCGGCGGCGUCUCAGGCGAAGGAACAAAAAGGUCUCGCAGAGAAGCUGUGCAGCUGGUGGGUUCGAGAGGAAAUUGCAGAACAGGGCUGGCGCUGGUGUGAGGUGCAUCUCACACUGUUGCCAGCUGAUGAAUCGGCAUGGCGCUAUGGAGCAUCUCAUGAGGUGACGGCACUCACCGAUUGGUGGUGGCGCCCCGAUGCAAUGAGUUUUGUCAGCCCACACCCUGAGCAUGAGACAACGUCGGCGGUUGCACGACCACUGCUCAAGGAAGUUUGUGCGACAAUGGCGCAGCGACGCAUUGACGACUCUUCUCUUACAGAGCUAUCCGCCGCCACAGAGCUUCUAAAGGCCUUACAUGCAUCGUCUAGGAGUCUCUUCUCUCACCGCAUAGCGGUGAGUCGUGGUGUGUUGCGACGUCUAUUCACAGUAAAAGCGACAGCUCUGUUGCAUCAAUCCCAUCUUUUGUGUUGUCUCGCCCUUCUAAGGAAUACUACUAAACCAUGUUAUCAGGAGGUAACUAAAACAAAAUAUGGUGAGAGCAAUGGUCAUGAAUUCUUGUGGGUGUCGCGUGAGUGUUUCUCGCUGGCAUGGCGAAAUCUUUUUGCAGCGAUAACGGCGUUGCAGGUGGCUACAAUGCACUUUAAUGCGUCCUGUGAAGAUUUGCGGCGACAAAUUCGUUGGGCGUUGUUUGGCGUGAAAGAGGUGGCGAACCAUAGCGAGUGUGCCUUAAUACCUUCGAAAGGUUCUUUUUAUGUCCACCCUUUUGUUGAACCAUGUGAAAACACGUGCCGUGUUACGCACGGCGUGGGGUUUAUUGCUAUUGGAAAAGUUUCUGAGGGCAGUGUCAUUUUGCAGGAACAACCGCUUCUUUUUGUUGAUGCAGCACAUCAAAACCCUACUGAGCCAGAGAUGCAAAAUACCGCAAUGUCAACUGUGGUGGCGUUGGCGCUCGAAUUGUUUCGGCGUGGCGGUAUCACAUUUAAGAGCGAUUUGGUGACGUCACAAGUGGUGGAGUCGCUUCAAAUUGGUGCUCUCUUUGGGGAGGCCACUCAAUUUGGCGCCCUUUGGGCAGCGUUGCAUCUGCUUGCCGUCAUGCAACCAGCAGGCAGUGACAGUGGUCGAUCGGAGGAGAGUUUUGCGUGCGGAAUUUCCGAUCUUUUGCACUGCUGGAAUGAGCGCGCCAUUCCAUUACGCUCCGUGGAGGACUUUAGGAUCGAUCCGCAAACCCUUUCGGGGGAAGCUAAGGCUUUGUAUUCGUUUGCUUCUUUUCUAAAUCACAGCUGCUCACCAAACGCGAUUCGCACCUUUUCUGAAGAGGGAGUUACCUGUUUUCCCGAGGGAGGCGGUACAUUGUGUGUUGUGGCCCUUCGCGAUAUUGAACCCGGUGAGGAGAUCACGGUCACAUAUCUGCCCUCGCUACUUUGUUCAAGGGAGGCAAAGCGGCAGCGGAAUGGUUUUUCCUGCCGCUGUGUUUUUUGUCUCUCGUACAGUGCACUGCUGGAGGGUGUGGUGUGCCCUGCAUGCCGACAGCUCAUUUACGAUGAUCUCGGCCACAGUGAAGAGGCUUCCUCCGUGAAGUCCACUGAUAGAGCAAGGAGGCGGUUGGCACCGUACGCCCACUCGCCUGAUUGCGCAUACGUGGGAGGUAGCCACUACAAGGAGCUUGCCGAGAACAUGACACUGGGAUUCAGGACGGCGCUUGACAAGGUACACUGCGAGCUUUUGGAAAAUCGUGGUACUGACGCCGUGAAUAAAACCGGGAAUUGCAUGCAGGAUGGCCCUGGAAAUACUCAGGGAGGGAGAAAGGAGGGAGAAGUCAGGGAAGAAGUAAAAGAAGAUGGUGGUGAUGAAAAACAAUAUGCACGGCGCGCGCAGAAGGCCGUGCGUCAGUUAAUGAAACUUGACACUUUGAUGUCGGGAUUCCCAACGACACAUCAUUAUCGAUUGCAGGCCAGGAUGGAGUGCUUGGCUACUUCUCUGAAUGCCAGCCUGACGUCGCAUGACACUACACAACUACUGCAACUAUGUGAGGGACUGCUAGUGGAUUUAGAGAUGUUGUUGCCUCGAAAUUAUCCGCUUUUAACGGGGAUACGUCUUCAUUAUGCUCUUGUACGUAGCCGUCACCUGAUUGCCACAACAGACAUCAACGAUCCUGCAGCAGACGAGUAUACGUCGGGGUGCUGCGGAGGCAUGCGUGAGCAAGCGGAAAUGAUGCGUCUGCCCUUUAUACAGGAUAAUGUCAUUCGCGAAUGCGUGGUGCGGUCGUUUCAAGAGCAUUACGUUUACACCGGCUGGCGUUUUGCUGAGGCCGACGAGCGAGAACUUCUUCAGAGUUUUUUGCAACGAUACAGGGCAGAACUGUUUGCGUGUGGCGUAGCGGAUUGCUCCCACUUUUACAUGUUGUCGCUGAUGUCUGAUGCAGAGGAGGGUGUAAACAUGUAG